Trifolium pratense (red clover) is the source of this 3787-nucleotide messenger RNA. RefSeq names its product probable LRR receptor-like serine/threonine-protein kinase At3g47570. Gene Ontology annotation, molecular function: protein binding; protein kinase activity; ATP binding. Gene Ontology annotation, biological process: protein phosphorylation. The record is from RefSeq and is a predicted model, not a curated record. The transcript is spliced from 3 exons. The coding region runs from base 361 to 3408 and encodes 1015 amino acids. Lineage: Eukaryota; Viridiplantae; Streptophyta; Magnoliopsida; Fabales; Fabaceae.
AAUUAUUGUUUUCUUUCACGGGUCAUACUGCUAACAUUUUAAUACUAAGUGCUUUUGCAUACCUUAGUCAAAGACCUAGGUAAUAUUUUAUUUAGAGUUAUAGAGUGUUUAUUUGGUCUUAAUGUCUUGCCAUCUUUCUUUAAUUUAUUAUUUGUGAUAGUUCUUUGUCAUCAUUAUUUCAACGAUUGAAUAGGUAAUAUACCAAUAUGAGAGUUGAAUUUUGUUCCAAAUGCAAACUCCACUCACCUGGUUUGGCUAUAUUCAUACUUUAUACACAUAUACAUUCAUCAUACAUCCUAUUUGUGAUAGUGAUAACAGACUUAGCAAUUCUACAAUUUUAGCAACUUCAAUUCAACAACCAUGUUACCUGUCUUUUGGUCUAUAUGCCGCCUUGUCUUGUUUCAUCUCUUUACUUUAAAUUUCCUAAACAAAUCGGCCUCUGCCUUAGGAAACGAGACUGACUAUUCUGCAUUAAUCAUAUUCAAAAAAUCAAUAACGAGUGAUCCUUUGGGAGUAUUAAACUCUUGGAAUAGUUCUAGCCACUUUUGCAAGUGGCAUGGAGUAACUUGCAGUCGAAAACAUCAAAGAGUCACAGAGAUAAAGUUGGCAGGAUAUCAGCUGCGAGGUGUUAUAUCACCUCACGUUGGUAAUCUUUCCUUUCUGAGGAUCCUCUACCUUGAUAAUAAUCGCUUCCAUGACAAUAUGCCGCGAGAAUUAGGCCGUUUAUUUCGACUGCAGGCCAUCUCUUUGGAAAAUAACACUUUACAAGGUCAAUUUCCAAUCAGUUUGACAAAUUGCUCUCAACUGGGGGAGAUUGGAUUAGAUGGGAAUCAUUUUAUUGGCCAAAUACCAAUGGAGAUUCACUCCCUUACCAAGCUUCAUUUUUUCAGUGUUGCAAAAAACAAUCUAACCGGUCGGAUUCCACCAUGUAUUUGGAAUCUUUCUUCCCUCACUUCUCUUUCUUUUGCUUAUAACUACUUGGAGGGAAACAUACCGGAAGAAAUAGGCCUUUUAAAAAACUUAACCGUGAUGUCAGUGUCACAAAACAGAUUAUCUGGUACACUUCCCUUAUCACUUUUCAAUAUGUCAUCUCUCACUGACCUCUACACAGCAGGCAAUCAAUUCCAUGGUUCUCUUCCAACCAACAUGUUCACAACCCUCCCAAAUCUUAGGCAAUUUCUGUUUGGCUCGAAUCAAUAUUCAGGUCCAAUCCCAACGUCCAUCAGUAAUGCAUCUCGGAUGCAAUUGUUUGAUAUUGGUCUAAACAAUUUUGUAGGACAAAUUCCAAAUCUUCGGAAACUACAAGAUCUCUUUAUUUUUGCCGUAGACGCAAAUCAUCUUGGCAGCAAUUCAUCGUCCAGUGGUGAUGACUGGGAGUUUAUAAAAUCUUUGGUAAACUGUAGUAAACUUGAUAUAGUAUUUGUUCAGGAUAAUAACUUUGGAGGUCCUUUGCCCAAAGUUAUUGGCAAUUUGUCCACUCAUCUCUCACAACUUGCUAUGGCUGGCAAUCUGAUAUCUGGAAAAAUUCCAUCAGAACUGGGAAAUCUUGUAAACUUGAUUUACCUGUCCAUAGAGGACAACCUCUUAAUUGAUGUUAUUCCAGAGAGUUUUUCUAAGUUUCAUAAAAUGCAAGAAUUGUCUUUAAAAAUAAACAAACUUUCGGGUGAAAUUCCGGCAGCUAUUUUAGGAAAUCUCAGUCAAUUGUCUCUGUUGGAUUUAUCAUACAAUUUGUUGGUUGGAAAGAUUCCCUCAACUAUUGGAAAUUGCAAAACGUUGCAAGCAGUAGACUUUUCAAUGAACAACCUUAGUGGAGCUAUACCAACAGAACUUCUUGGCCUUUCCUCAUUAUCAAUACUACUCAACCUAUCACACAACUCAUUAAGUGGUAAUUUGCCUCCUGAGGUGGGCUUGCUUCGAAACAUUGGAGUGCUUGAUAUCUCAGAAAAUCAUCUCUCUGGUGGCAUUCCUGCAAUAAUUGGAGAUUGCUUAAGCUUGGAAUACCUUUUUUUAGAGGGUAAUUCUUUAGAUGGAAACAUACCAUCUUCUUUAUCUUCACUAAAAGGUCUUCUACAACUUGACCUAUCGAGGAACAACUUGUCUGGUUCAAUUCCACAAGAAUUACAAAAUAUUUCUGCAUUAGAAUGGUUCGAUGCUUCUUUUAACAAGUUGGAGGGUGAGGUUCCCUUGCUUGGCAUUUUCCAGAAUGCUAGUAGAGUUUCACUGACCGGAAAUGACAGGCUUUGUGGCGGAGUAGCAAAACUGAAUCUGCGACUUUGCCCGCCAAAAGAUGUGAAAAAGAGAAAACACCAUACCCACCGCAAGUUGAUCAUAAUCAUCUUCUCAAUUGCAUUUCUUCUUCUACUGUCAUUUGUCCUUACUUUCAUCAUCUAUAAGCUAAUGAGGAAAAGGCAGAGAAAAGCAUCCACUGAUUCAACAAUUGAGCAACUUCCAAAGGUAUCAUACCAAGAACUACACCAUGCCACUGAUGGAUUCUCUGGUCAGAACUUGAUAGGAACUGGAGGUGUAGGUUUUGUGUACAAAGGAAGACUUAAUUCAGAAGAAAGAGUUGUUGCAAUAAAGGUUCUAAACCUUCAGAAGAAAGGAGCUCAUAAAAGUUUCAUUGCCGAAUGUAAUGCUUUUAGAAAUAUCAGGCAUAGAAAUCUAGUCAAGAUUAUCACAUGUUGCUCGAGUGUGGAUCACAAAGGUAAUGACUUUAAAGCAAUAGUUUAUGAAUACAUGACAAAUGGAAGCUUAGAGGAAUGGUUGCAUCAAAAUGUAGAACAACAAAGAACACUGAAAUUGGAAAAAAGAUUGGAAAUUGUUUUUGGAAUUGCUUCUGCAUUACACUAUCUUCACUAUGAAUGUGAAAAACCUAUUGUUCAUUGUGAUUUAAAACCAAGCAAUGUCCUUCUUGAUGAUGACAUGGUUGCUCAUGUGAGUGAUUUUGGCUUAGCCAGACUAGUUUCAACAAUUGAUGGUAACUCAAAUAACCAAACCAGCUCGAUGGGAAUAAAAGGGACUAUAGGUUAUACUCCUCCAGAGUAUGGAAUGGAUUCUCAAUUGUCAACAGAAGGCGACAUGUACAGCUUUGGGAUUCUUCUUUUGGAGAUGUUAACCGGUAGAAGACCAACUGAUGAAAUGUUUAAAGAUGGGCACAACCUCCAUAACUACGUAGAAAUUGCAUUUCCAAAUAACAUUUUGGAGGUUGUUGAUGCAAAUCUCCUCUCAAUGGAAGUAACAACAGAAGUUGCAAAUGAUUUGCAUCCUAAUGUUGAGAGGUGCUUAUCUUCGUUAUUUAAGAUUGGAUUAUCUUGUUCUGUGGAGGCUCCAAGAGAACGGAUCAAUAUCAAGGAAGUCAUCACAGAACUCAAUAUAAUUUCAAAAACUUUGGCUGAUCCAAGGGAUUAAAGAUUAUUAAGGGUGAGCUUGUUGAUGGUCUUGACCACUUCACCAUUUCUAUGAAUGCUGCACAACACACUAAUGUUACAUCGCUAGUUACGUGUAAUAAUGUCGUCAUACAUACAGUUCUGUUUUGUUUUCUUUUAGUGUUCCCGUUAAUAAAAUGUAUCUGGAUUCAUCAAACAUUCUAUAAAUCUAUACAGCAAACAUUUUCUUAUAAUAAGGACCGGUGGGAGUAAUACUUUGUGAAUUCAGUGUUGAAUAAUACAAACUGUUCAUUUGUGGCAUGUAAAUGUCAGACUCGUAAAUGUGCUGAAUUAUAUAUAUUCUUCUUCCGAUUGUUCUAUAAGUUCAUUGGCUAACGAAGAAGGUUAUUUUUUGGGAUCAA